This is a messenger RNA of Belonocnema kinseyi, 3626 nucleotides long. It is a transcript of the gene Ube4A, whose product is annotated as ubiquitin conjugation factor E4 A. Gene Ontology annotation, molecular function: ubiquitin-ubiquitin ligase activity. The transcript is spliced from 15 exons. Gene Ontology annotation, cellular component: ubiquitin ligase complex; nucleus; cytoplasm. The record is from RefSeq and is a predicted model, not a curated record. Gene Ontology annotation, biological process: protein polyubiquitination. NCBI's taxonomy places the organism in Eukaryota, Metazoa, Arthropoda, Insecta, Hymenoptera, Cynipidae. Bases 366 to 3473 code for a protein of 1035 amino acids.
CUUGAAUCACGCGCCAAAAGUGACCAAUGAGAGUCGCUGCACCGGGCAAGCGCAGUAGCUCAACAUGGCAAAGUUGGGACCACUAGUCACGAUUCACGUGGAAAGAGAAAGUUGGUGGAAGAAUGUCAAUAGAAAACCGAUUAUUGCAAAAUGUUACGUUGAUACUUUUCAACCAGUUCAUACGUAAUCCGAAAUCGCUCAUGACGACGGAAUUUCAACUGCAAAUAAGUUUUUAUACAGGCAUCGUACAUUAUGGCAUUCAUGAUUCGUCAAUAAUGACUUAAACUGAAUACUUCAAAGAGCUUAUAAGAUCACAUCUAGUGUAAAUAAUGCAUCUGUACUAUACAAAAUAAAAAAUCAGCAAGAUGAGCAACAAUGUAAAUAGUAAUCCAUUUGCUGGACUUUUCUCAACGGUCAACGAUGCCGUUUCUUUUUCUUCUCAACACCAAAUCCUAUCAGAUGAAAGUAGAUCUUCGGAAAAGCAUUCAAAUAUUUCUGAAAAUGGUCUGAAAGAGCAACGACUCCAGAAGUUUAUAGCUGAUGUAUUCUGUAUUACCUUACAAGAAAGGAUUAAAUUUAAGCAUGAUAAACCAUUAGUAUACAUAGAAACAGAUUCCUUAGAGCACGCCGUUUUCGAACGCUUAAUGUUGCGCAAUCCAAUAUCUAAACUAGUAAAUGGAGCCUCUAAAGAUUAUAUAAUCGAUCAACACGUUAUUGAAGUCAGCAUUAUAAUUUACCUUUUCGACAGUUACUGUCGACUUCAAGCAUAUGAAAGAGAUAACGAAUUAGUCGACUCCGUUGAAGAACUUCGUCAAAUAAUUUUUAGGAAUGUUGGAACUGCACUACAGGAGCCUGACGUUUACGAGGACCAGGAAAUUUAUAGGGACUAUUUAAAACUUGUGACUCUGGAAGAAACUGAAAAAGUCUCUUCAUUCACCUCAGGUGUAAUUGAAAAAUUAUCUUUGGACCAUGAAGAAGAUAAUCAGGAUGCCAUUAGUAAAUCCUUUAAGCCUAUGCUUGAUAUAAUAUACUUGGAGGUAGCUAACAGCAAACGCCUUAUUUUUCAUCCAUAUUGGUUUGACAUUUUACAAAUAUUUGCGGCGAUAGAACCUUUAGCUCAGUGCUUGAUUAUAUACAGCACUCCAAAAAGUAAUUCUGGCAAAGCAUAUGCUGAUACUUUGUUGGGAGCUUUGCUGAAUCUUAGUUGCCUCCCUAAAACUAUUGAUGCACCUUUUGAGUUUUUCGACAAUCCUUUACAACAGGCCACUACAACCAUUGACGGAACAAUUUGGUCCGCAUUAAUCAACUUAAACGAACGAGUAUUUAAACUUUUUCAUCUUCUUUUAAAAUGUACAUCACAAACUCGACACAUUACUUUAAAAUGGAUAGGAGAUUGUUUACAUGCUAAUGCUAGUCGAGGAAAAAUUUGGAGUGCCCACAACGACGAUGGUAUGGAAAGUGUUCCAUCAGUUUCUGACGGAUUUAUGUUAAAUUUAGAGAUUAUUUUGCUGAAAUUAUGCCAACCAUUUUGCACGAAAGCAAAUGAUCCAAAAAUUUUAAAAAUUGACCCCACUUAUUGCGCAGCAGAGGCAAAAAAUGAGGAAGAAUGUUUAAUUCGUGGUUUGCACCUGAAAGGAAUGAGUUCAGAAACUUGCCUGGUUCCUACGCCUGAAGGAGAAAUAAGGCCCGUUGCUGAAAAGUUUGGUUUUGUCACGGAGUGUUUUUUCCUCACCCAUCGAGCUCUGGAUCUUGGUCAUCGAGUUAUGUUAGAAAAAUUGUUAAGAUCAAAUCAAGAUUUGGCAAGGAUACAGAGGAUUUACAAUGACGCACAAGCUGGCGGUAGUUCUGAAGUCAUUGAAACCAUAACACAUCGUAUGGAAAUGGAAAUGACGAAAUAUUUGUCACUGAGAGCCAGUUUAUUGUAUCCCGAAAGUCUAAGUCUUCUCUCAAAAUUCCAUGCAACUACAGCUUAUUGGCUAAUGCAGAUUAAUUUAGAUGACUGUGAUAUACAAGAAACGAAGCGCAGUAAUUACGCUCCAAAGGAAUUCAAAUCAGUUACAUUCCCAUUACCUGAUACGGUUCCAAAAACUAUUAGGUGCAUUCCUGAAUUCGUAGUUGAGAACACAGUCGGAUUUCUAUGCUUCUUGAGGCGUUUGAAUCCCAAUGUGUUUGAGGAACAGGGUCCCAAUUUUUUAAAUCCAAUACUAACAGAGAUGAUAGCACUGAUGGAGUCACCAAAUCGUUUAUACAAUCCACACCUGCGCGCAAGAUUAGCUGAAGGUCUAGAGGCUUUAUUACCAUUAAAUGAUGAUCAAACUGGGCAGAAUAUACCUUCGAUUGGAUCCUUUCAUAGAAUGCAACUAUUUAUUUGCCAUCCACAUAGACAUCAGAUUGUCGCGAACUUGCUUAAAGUUUUUGUGAGCAUUGAAGUGACAGGACAAAGUGUACAAUUUGAACAGAAAUUUAAUUACCGUCGCCCCAUGUAUGUCGUUAUGGCUUAUUUGUGGAAAUUAGAAGAGCAUCGCAGAAAUUUCUUGAAUUUAGCUAAAGAGGCCGAAGCUAACAUGGAAGCAGUUCAACCCCCGUUGUUCCUACGUUUUAUUAACUUAUUAAUGAAUGAUGCUGUUUUUCUUUUGGACGAGGCACUUUCAAAUAUGGCACAUUUAAAGCAAAUAAUUGAAGCGAGGGAAAAUGGAGAUUGGAAUGAGCUGCCUCAAAAUGAGCGAGAACAACAGGCAGGAUAUCUUCAACACAUUGGAAUGAUUGCGCGAUUUGACAAUAUUUUAGGCAGAGAAACCAUACAAACUUUGAAAAUGCUCACAACCGAAAUAAAGUCGAUAUUCUGCCAUCCGACAAUGGUGGAUCGCAUAGCUUCAAUGUUAAAUUACUUACUUAUAAAAUUAGUAGGGCCCAACAAGAAAAAUCUUAAGGUAAAAGACCAGACAGACUACGACUUUAACCCAGCCAAUCUCGUGCUGAGUAUCUGCAACAUUUACAUAAAUCUUAGUAAAAGUGAGGCUUUCACACUGGCCGUUUCUCAGGAUGGACGGUCUUAUAGUCCAGAGCUAUUCCAACUGGCUGAAAAGGUUUUAGUUAGAAUAGGAGGAGUUGGUAUAAUAACCGAUUUAUAUACGUUUGCUCAACAAGUUGAAAUCGCUGCACGUCAAAAAAGAGAAGAGGAUGAAAUUUUGGAAGGCGUCCCUGACGAGUUUUUAGACCCAAUUAUGUCUACAGUUAUGAAUGAUCCCGUUAUAUUACCUUCUUCAAAAAUUACGGUUGAUCGUCAAACCAUAGCCAGACACUUGUUGAGUGAUCAAACAGAUCCAUUUAAUCGUUCGCCACUCACAAUGGACAUGUUGUGCUGCGAUGUAGACCUUCGAAAUAAGAUUGAAUCAUGGAUAUCCCAAAAGAAGCAAGAAAGGUGUUCAACUAGUGCCAAUGAUAAUACAUGCAUGGAUUUUGAAAGUCGUUGACUAAAAGAACUUUAUUUUUUCUAUUCAAUUUAUCAAACCAAUUAUCAUAUUUGGACAACAAACUCUUAAAUUUUGUUUAGAUUCCUAAGAAUUUCGAAUCUACAUUUAAAUAUUCGACGUUAAAGCUUUUUACAUAAACAAUAAUAUCCAAAA